UAUGUAUUCGAACCGGACUUCAGAGACCUGGCAAUGCACUUGAAUGGAGAACGGUUCAAAUCAGUGCGACCAGGGGGAUUUAUGUAACACAAAGACAUUAUAAAAACCCGAACAACGACAACAGGCCAAUCCUGUUUCUUUAAUGAACUGCAGUAGUUUAAUUCACCUUAAACCAUUGACCGAAUUAUUAAUGAAUAUUUUUUGCUAGCUCACCGUGAAUUGGCAUUAUUUGUAUUGCAUCAGCUCACAAGAGAGACUUAACACGUAUGCUUAAAGGCAGGACAAUUGACAAGGCCGACGCAGUAGCUGGACAUUUCUCAGUGUUGGCCAAGUGUAUAUAACUAAAAUGGAGUCGAACAGCAGCGAAGCACAGCUUAUGUCAAUGCAGAGCUCACCACACGAUUCCACCCUCUCUUUUGGAGAAGACAGACAGGUUCAUAGUCGAACACCUGAAGACUGGAGGAAAAAAGUUAAAAAGGGGGUCAAGAAGAACCUCUUGUUAAUUUUAACCCUAAUAGCGAUUGUCAUAGGAGCGGUCCUAGGUUUUACGGUGCGUCUGUUACAGCCGUCAAAGGAUGCCCUGAUGUGGUUAGGAAUGCCUGGUGAUGUAUUUCUACGAAUGUUGAAGAUGAUGAUACUUCCUCUCAUUGUCUCUAACGUAAUAACUGGAACUGCUUCAUUAAGUCUCAAAACCAAUGGGAAGAUGAGCAUGAUUGCUUUGGUAUAUAUUGUGCUCACUAACAUCAUUGGUUGUGUAUUAGCAGUGGUAUUGACUCUACUUAUUCAACCAGGUAACUCUCCAAACCAAGAUGGGGGGUCAUCUGGCCUUGAGCAGACCCUGCAGACGCAGGACAUCUUUGCUGAUUUGAUCAGGAAUAUAUUCCCCGACAAUAUCAUUCGGGCGUGCAGUAAACAGGUCCAGACGUAUUAUGGCGAAACCUUGAAAAUCGCACAAGUAAACACUACAGAAGGUUUAGUAAAUAAAACCGUAAAAGAAGUAAAAAAAUCCGUUGGAUAUAGUGACGGGUCAAACAUUCUUGGAAUCAUAGUGUGUUCAAUGAUAUUUGGAAUAGCAACAAGCGCCAACAAAGAAAAGGGCAGGCCCUUUUUGAAGUUCUUUUCAUCCACAAGCGAAAUAGUGAUCACAAUAUUGCGAUGGUUUCUUUGGUACUCUCCCAUCGGCAUCGUCAGUCUGAUGGCAGCUUCCCUGGCCGCCAUUACCGAAAUCGAGGAAACCCUGGCCAGAAUAGGGCUGUUCGUUGUCACCGUCACAGCCGGGCUCGCCAUCCAUCAGCUUGUUGUGUUGCCGCUGCUAUAUUUCGUUAUUGUUAGAAAUAACCCCUUCCGUUUCUUCUUUUCCAACAUUCCAGCAUGGGUGACAGCUUUUGCGUCCACUAGCGGAGCAAUGGCGAUUCCCGACGUGAUUAAAGCUUGUGAAGAAAAGCACAAAAUCGACUCGCGUCUUACAAGGUUUGCUGUCCCAUUCGUGACGACUCUUAAUGCAGAUGGUAGUGCAUUGUACAUAGUCUCUGCAUCUAUGUUUCUCAGUCAGUUGGAGGGAUUUACGUUGGACGCUGGGCAAAUUGUUAUGUUGGUGACACUGACCACAGUAGCCUGCAUGGCCCUUCCAUCUGUCCCCAGCUCUAGCAUCGUUACCAUAGUGAUUUUACUGACCUCCCUCAAUCUUCCCGUCAAGGAAAUAGCGCUGCUGUUCACAGUCGAAUGGUUACUUGAUCGGUUAAGGACAACAAGCAAUGUUAUGAGCCAUGCUAUGAGCGUGCCAAUUAUCUACAGAUUUUGUAAAGAAGAUUUAAAAAAUCAACCCGAACAAACCCAGGAAAGAAAAGUGCGAUUUGAUUUGGAUGAUUAUUCGGAAGGAUACGGAAGCGAUGACAAAAGACUUAACUCGGAAGAAAUGGUAGAGAUUGCAACUCAUAAUCUCUAACUACACCAGGGUCCGCUUGUCCUGUUACAAAAUUAUUGUACAGCCUAUACUUUAUUUUUGUAGACUGUUUUAAAGGCCCCUGAUAUCAGAGGGUGAUCUCUAAACAUAUGAACCCUUGUCUUAAAGAAGAGGCAAUGGUAUUUACCUGACCAAAGCAAGCCCCUUCCAGACAGUGUUUGAGGCACCACAGUAAGCCCAAAGAGAACCCGAAUCCGAACAAUUUUUUUUCUUGAUGGUGAUAUCUUUGAUGGUGAUAUCAAAAUGAACAAACAUAUAAUUCAGAUUGACGGCAUGAGGUUUACAUAUUUUACGGUGAUUCCGAAGACUUUAAGUAUAUCAUAAAUUCUGAAGUCUUAAUUAGGCUAAGUAUAUUGAUACCUUCUUACAUAACGUCCCAGUAAUACGUACAUCAAGUUUCUUACAAAUAUCUAAGCAAUAGAAUAUUAUUUUUUUGUUUUACACUUACAAAAGUUUAUGGCAUCUAAAAGUUCAUAAUAGAAAAUGGGUCAGUUUAUUAGAAUCUCAAACGUUUAGCUUUUUGAGUUUAAAAACAGGUCUAAAUUUAUUCUCCAAUAACAGGCCUACCCAACUACCAGACU
Molecule: messenger RNA, 2544 nt
Organism: Lingula anatina
Lineage: Eukaryota; Metazoa; Brachiopoda; Lingulata; Lingulida; Lingulidae
Product: excitatory amino acid transporter
Biological process (GO): L-glutamate transmembrane transport
Cellular component (GO): plasma membrane
Molecular function (GO): glutamate:sodium symporter activity; L-glutamate transmembrane transporter activity; neutral L-amino acid transmembrane transporter activity
Source: RefSeq, a predicted model, not a curated record